This is a messenger RNA of Photinus pyralis (common eastern firefly), 1175 nucleotides long. RefSeq names its product translation initiation factor eIF-2B subunit beta-like. Gene Ontology annotation, biological process: translational initiation. The coding region runs from base 103 to 1143 and encodes 346 amino acids. The record is from RefSeq and is a predicted model, not a curated record. Gene Ontology annotation, molecular function: translation initiation factor activity; guanyl-nucleotide exchange factor activity. Gene Ontology annotation, cellular component: eukaryotic translation initiation factor 2B complex. NCBI's taxonomy places the organism in Eukaryota, Metazoa, Arthropoda, Insecta, Coleoptera, Lampyridae. The transcript has 8 exons.
UGAUCGCCCGAUAUAUGCACGCCACAAGUAGACGUCAUUUUGUUCUGAAUAUAACCUCACAUAUUUUAAUCUUCAUUUUUAAAAUUUAAAAUACAAGUAAAUAUGUUAGAAAUGGAAUUGUAUAGUGAUGUAAUAAAAUUGAUCAGCGAUAUUAGGCAUAGUAAGCUGCAUAAUUCCUAUGAUAUUGCUAUCCAUACUGAGAAAUUGAUUGAAAAACUAAUAUCGGAGGGAAAAUGGAACUCUGCAGAGGAUCUAAUGACGUUAAUAAAACUACGUAUCACUAGGUUUGCUAAUGCUCUACCACAGGAGGCUACAUCUGUAAAUAUAAUGCGGCAUAUUUUAAAAAUAAUACGGGAUGAGUAUGAUAGCGGAUUUAAAAAUAAAGGCGAAGGACAACAGUCAGCACAUCAUCUUGGAUCAACCACUAUGGAUGACUGUGAAGAUUAUUCAAAAGUGUUACCAUCUUUAAAAUCAUCACUUUUAGACAAUUUGGCCGAAUAUAAAGUUGAACUGGAAUCAAGUGCGGACAACAUCGCUGCACAAGCUUUAGAACAUAUUCAUGCGAAUGAAAUUAUUUUAACUGUAGGUAAAUCAAGUACAGUAGAAAAGUUUUUGAAAUAUGCCGCAAAAAGUCGUAAAUUUCAAGUCGUUGUCGUUGAAGCAGCGCCCCGAUUUCUCGGUCAUUUGAUGGCAUCCAAUUUAGCUAAAAAUAAUAUAGAGACAACAGUUAUACCAGACUCCGCUGUGUUUGCUAUGAUGUCUCGGGUUAAUAAAGUAAUUAUUGGAACACAUACUGUUUUGGCUAAUGGAGGACUUAGAGCUGAAUCUGGCGUCCACAUGGUGGCUUUGGCUGCUAAACAUUAUUCAAUUCCUAUAAUGGUAUUGGCACAUAUGUAUAAAUUAAGCCCAAUGCAUUUAUGUUCAAGUGAGCAAGAUGCUUUUAACAUUUGCGCCUCCCCAGCUGAUGUGUUGCCAUAUUCAAGUGGACCACUGUUGGAUAAAGUGCAUGUCUACAAUCCUGUGUUUGAUUAUGUCCCACCGGAAUUAGUAACACUGUUUAUUUCACACCAAGGAGGUAACGCCCCAUCUUAUGUCUACCGUCUAUUGUCCGAGUUGUAUCAUCCAGAUGACCAAGAAUUGUAAAAGUCUUGCAAAUAAAUACCACUUCUAAGAAA